AUGACGCGCCAUCGGCAUCUGGCGCUGCACCUUGCCGCCGCCCUGGCACUGCUGGCCGCGGUACUCCCGGGGGCCCGCGUCGCGGCGGUCGAGGACCUCGAGGCCGAGGACGUGCCGCCCGAAUGUGUGGCGGCGUGCACCCCCAUCGUGCAACUCACGGGGCGCUGCGAGGCGCAGGCGGAGCAACGGUUCGGGACGGACCGGCGGCGGGCGGCGGUAGGCGGUCCGGAACGGGAGGCGAGAAGAAUGAGGAAAAAGAGGAGGUCUCUGCAGAGGACGCUGGGGAAGCGGCUGGGACGGAGGCAGAGGGAAGAAGAUGAUGAUGAUGAUGAUGUCGAAGACGGGGACGAGGAGGAUGAUAGCGACGACGACGAGGAGGGGGCCGCGGCGCGAACGCAGCCUGCUCCCGGAAGGCUCGCCGAGACGGAACGGAGCAAGGCGGCGGACGAGGCGGGGGAAGACGCGGCGAUGAGGGCUUGCGUCUGCGGGGAGCGCGGGUUCGACGUCGCCGGCGCGGCGUUCGGGUGCGCGGCCUGCGUUGCGCGGAACGGGACGGCCGUCGAGGCCAACGAGGACAUCCGGCAGGUUAUCGCCGAGUGUGGCUUCGUCGCCGCGCCGGCUCCUCCGGUGCUGGUGACGACGACGACACCACCGGUCCUCGUGCCUGCGACCAGCACCUUGCCGCCUCCGGUGUUGGCCCCGGGCGAGCCGUCUACGCUCAGUUCAUCGACGUCUACAUCGACAACGACACCGCCGCUUUCACCGUCGCAGGUGGAUGCACCCCCGUCCACGCAGUCUACCUCGAUGCCUCCGCCGGCGCCCCCGGCUACCCAAACUCCUUCGGUCCCCACGACGCCGUCCCAGCCGGUAGAGGCGUCUUCGACGCAAAGUGCCGAAUCGGUUACGCCCGUCACCGUGUUCGAGACGCCCACGUUCGUGACGCUGCCGUCCAUCGUCCCGCCGAACGACGCCCCGGCCUCUCCGCCGGACCUAGACGACGGGAACCAGAUGAGUAACGGCGCGAGGGUGGUGGGCGUGCUCGGUAGGAGGGCCGUCUUGGUGGCGAUUGUUGUCUUUCUUUUGAGUUGA
Molecule: messenger RNA, 1089 nt
Organism: Colletotrichum destructivum
Lineage: Eukaryota; Fungi; Ascomycota; Sordariomycetes; Glomerellales; Glomerellaceae
Exons: 2
Coding region: 1-1089 (362 amino acids)
Source: RefSeq, a predicted model, not a curated record